Molecule: messenger RNA, 306 nt
Organism: Rangifer tarandus platyrhynchus (Svalbard reindeer)
Lineage: Eukaryota; Metazoa; Chordata; Mammalia; Artiodactyla; Cervidae
Source: the annotation of a GenBank genome assembly
AUGGGCACUAUUUGCCCUGCUGUUGAAUCUCUAAAUGCAAUGUCCAAUGUUUGUCACACAGCCAUGUCUGACUCUUGUGACCCCACGAACUGUAGCCCGCCAGGCUCCUCUGUCCAUGGGAUUUCCCAGGCAAGAAUACUGGAGUGGGUUGCCAUAUUAAUGCAAGCACAUCUUCCUGACCCAGGGAUCAAACCCUCGUCUCCUGUGUCUCCUGCUUUGGCAGGCAGAUUCUUUCCCAUUAGCACCACCAAGAAAAAAAACGGCUGUUUUAAAGCUCACAAAUGGGCACAAAUAAGUAAAGGUUGA